AUGCACCAGCACACUGAUGCAGAAUCACUAAUAAACUACCUCAAGCUCUUCACACUCAUGUGGUUCAACUGGCUGAGCGUCACCCUCUUCGACGUACGCUUCAGCCUCGACAGCGUGUGGAGCCGCAUCCACAAAGCCAUUCAAUUCGGCAUCUUCACCGGUUUUGUGUACGCCGGCCCCGUCUUUGACAAGUACAACAACACAGGCGAUGGGACGUCUUACCGCAACUUUGCCAUUGUGCUGGUCAUUGGGAGACUGGCGAUUGCGAGUCAGUACCUUGUCGUCAUGUGGCAGGGUCGCAUGUUUCGCCAGACGGUGUUGCCGAUUGGACUUAGCGCGGGCGUGCAUGUUGGUGCGGCUGUUGGGGUUGUUAUUUGUAUUGCGGAGGGUCUUUGUAUUUUUCUUAUUGCUAUGGUGUGGCGGAUUAUUAGCUUCAAGUACACGCAUCUGGUGGAGCGGCUGCAGUUGCUUACGCUUAUUAUUAUAGGCGAAGGGAUUAUUGGUAUGGUGAAGAGCGUGUCUUGCAUCACGAAGGGGCAAUACAGCAAUAACAUGAGUGAGAUUGGGACUGUUAUAGCCGCCGUCAUUCUACUUUACCUCGUAUGGAUGCUAUACUUCGACCAACUCUCCCACGACCGCUUCGGCACCGUACGCCAGCAAAUAUGGGGCCUCCUCCACUACCCCCUGCAUUCCGCAAUCGUCCUCUGCGUCGAAGGCAACACCUCGCUGAUCGUCUGGAACUCGGCCGUCCAAGCCCUAAAACAUAUCUGGAGCAUGCAACCAGACGACUACGCCGAUCCAGCCGACGGCUACUCCACCACAAGCGAUUACCUGACCUACCUCACCCAAACCAUGCAUUCCGUCAACGCCACGUUCAAAGCAAAAACAUGGAGUGCAACAUACAACUGGACCACCAACUUUACCGCUAUCCAAACUUACACGUCUACAUAUGGCUUCAGAUCCGAGGAGUGGAAUAACCGCACCGGAGAUGUCGUACGCUACAUGUUCGACCGCGCGCAGGUGUUCGCCUACGAAGCGCACGCUGAUUCUCUUGCUAAGCUAAAUGCCGUCACGUCAACGACAUCAAGCCCCGGGGUUAAACUCACCGCUGUGUCGGACGUCUUCAACACUACAACCAUGCAAUUCUUCAUCGGCGCUGGCUGCAUGCUACUAGUGCUGGCGAUGAUGUACUGGUUCAACAAGGUGCACAAGACAAAUUCUAACCCUCGAUAA
Molecule: messenger RNA, 1233 nt
Organism: Pyrenophora tritici-repentis Pt-1C-BFP
Lineage: Eukaryota; Fungi; Ascomycota; Dothideomycetes; Pleosporales; Pleosporaceae
Source: RefSeq, a predicted model, not a curated record